Messenger RNA from Maniola jurtina (meadow brown), 1486 nucleotides. RefSeq names its product rRNA N6-adenosine-methyltransferase ZCCHC4. The record is from RefSeq and is a predicted model, not a curated record. The transcript has 7 exons. Gene Ontology annotation, molecular function: zinc ion binding; nucleic acid binding; rRNA (adenine-N6-)-methyltransferase activity. Bases 86 to 1453 code for a protein of 455 amino acids. Lineage: Eukaryota; Metazoa; Arthropoda; Insecta; Lepidoptera; Nymphalidae. Gene Ontology annotation, biological process: rRNA methylation. Gene Ontology annotation, cellular component: cytoplasm; nucleolus.
ACAUGUGAAUUGCGAGUGCCGUGGCCCUAACAUAAUUUCCAAUUUUCUUUCAUUUAAUUGAAAUCUUACUGAGCACAUUCAUACAAUGGUUAAAAAGAGGACAUUUGCAGUACAAACUCCUGUGCAGCAUACAACUCCAGUAGAAGUUAUCGCAGAAGACGUAACCAAUCACCCGCUAUGUUUACACGGUCCAACAUUACUGUUUUCCAGUGAGAAAGGCCGGUUCUAUGCGUGCGCCUCUUGUAGGAACAAGAAGGACUGUACCGUGCAAAUAGAUGAAGAAGACUGGAAGAAGGAAGGUGUGAGGCAGAGAAAUGAAAAGUACUACAAGCUUAUUCCGAAGUUUGAUAAGGCUGCGGCGUGGAAUCAUUUUAAAGAGGUGAAAACAAGACACCCCUCAGACAGGGCCUACUGCCACACAUGCCAGGAGCUCUUCAUCGCAUCCCAGAGCAGGAAACACCUCAAAGAUCACCGGAUAGUGUUACCACUGACAGAUGAGCAACUUGCGAACCCCACUACAUUCCUACAGCCUCUACAGAAUGACCAGCAUGAAGCCCAGUACAUGUUCACCAAGAAAUCUGUCAGCACUGUGCUUGGAAUACUGAGGAAUAAUAAAAUAAGUAAUAUCUUAUGCAUUGGAACACCAUCUGUCCACGAAGCGGCGCAAGGGCAUCCAGACUUUGACUCCUUACUCCUGGACUAUGACACUCGUUACCACAUGUUCUAUCCCAGUAACAAGUUCCUGUGGUACAACAUGUUCAACAACUUCCUGUUCAACCAAAACGAGGAUGAGAAAGUGUUGAAGAAGUUCCUUAAAGGGUCCAAAAACAAAGGCCUCGCUAUAGUGAUGGACCCGCCUUUCGGCGGCCGCGUGGAGCCGUUGAUACAAACCAUCAAAGAACUGUCCAAUUUGUACAGCAAAGUAUGUGGGACUGAAGACAAGAUACUGCCUGUCAUUUGGGCCUUCCCAUACUUUGCGGAGCCCUAUAUCACAAACAUGAUGCCGGAGAUCAAGAUGCAUGAUUAUCAAGUAGAAUAUCAAAACCACAAGAAAUUCCAAAACAAAAAGGGUGGACGCAAAUUCGGUUCCCCAGUACGGUUCUUCACGAAUCUACCAUUUGCCACCAUUGACUUGUCAAAUGACAGUAGCUAUAAGCUUUGCGACAAGUGCAAAUAUUGGGUAUCCGUGUCAAAUAUGCAUUGCAACAAGUGUAGAGAAUGUACUAGUAAGAACGGAAUGACAUACAAACAUUGCAAUAUUUGUAAGCGAUGUGUGAAACCAACGUUUGUGCAUUGUGCAGAGUGUGGCAGAUGUGGUCAUGAGAAACAUGUUUGUGGCACUGUUGUUGAGUCACAAUCAUGUUACAACUGCAAUGAAAAAGGUCACAAGAAGGCAGAAUGUCCACAGAAAGAUGGCGCGAACGUAAAGAAAAAACGCAAGUCAAUAAAGUAAACGUUUCUGUAAUCAAUUAUAAUAUUAAAAAUU